UAACUAUAUAUUUUUAUUACAGAUAAUGUUCUUAAAAUAAUUGAAUUAGGUCAAAAUGGACAUUUGUAUUUUGAACCUACAAGUAUAAUGGAUAAUGUUUCAAUCCUUCGUGAAAUUGUUAAAAAGUGUGGAUUUAAAUCUAACUUAACAUCAAACCCUAAUACAAAUAAAAAAUUGUCUGAUGAUCAUUUGAAGGAUGCCAUUAAAAGACCUCCAGCACCAUAUGAUUCUACAAUUGUGAGACAUCCAGUUGUAACAAUAAUGGGUCAUGUGGAUCAUGGAAAAACCACAUUAUUAGAUACUCUAAGAAAUGCAUCUGUGGCUAAAUCUGAGUUUGGUGCUAUUACCCAGCAUAUUGGUGCUUUUCCAGUUAUUUUGGAGAAUGGGAAAAAAAUAACAUUUUUAGAUACACCUGGACAUGCUGCUUUUGCUACAAUUAGAAGUCGAGGUGCACAAGUAACAGAUAUAGUUGUAUUAGUAGUAGCAGCUGAUGAUGGAGUCAAGGAACAAACUAUUGAGUCAAUACGAAUGGCUAAACAUGCAAAAGUUCCCAUAAUUGUGGCAAUCAACAAAAUAGACAAACCAACAGCAAAUAUAGAAC
Molecule: messenger RNA, 601 nt
Organism: Acyrthosiphon pisum (pea aphid)
Lineage: Eukaryota; Metazoa; Arthropoda; Insecta; Hemiptera; Aphididae
Product: translation initiation factor IF-2, mitochondrial
Exons: 5
Biological process (GO): translational initiation
Cellular component (GO): cytoplasm
Molecular function (GO): GTPase activity; translation initiation factor activity; GTP binding
Source: RefSeq, a predicted model, not a curated record